Penicillium atrosanguineum is the source of this 2475-nucleotide messenger RNA. Its product is annotated as class I SAM-dependent methyltransferase. The record is from RefSeq and is a predicted model, not a curated record. The transcript is spliced from 8 exons. Lineage: Eukaryota; Fungi; Ascomycota; Eurotiomycetes; Eurotiales; Aspergillaceae. Bases 1 to 2475 code for a protein of 824 amino acids.
AUGGAUUGGCUACACGUCUACAUCGCCGGAGCGGCGUUCCUGGUCUUUGCCCUCGUCGGCCUGGUCAUGGUUGUCUCAUCUCAGCAAUUCAAGGUUGACUUAAACAAAGGCGUAUUUACUUGGCUCAAAUACAUCUAUGCGAACAUCCUCAAACCGCAUGAGAAGAGUGCCGAAGGCCAACAGGGUGCACUGGAGAGUUUCUACAAGACACAGGCAAGCAUUUACGACGCUACCCGCCACCGUCUCCUUCAUGGUCGCGAGGACAUGCUCGGCCUGGUGGCCGCGCAGCUGAAGCACAAGGUCGAGAGCAAGGAGAUCAAGUCAGGAAAGGCAGUCUGGGUGGAUGUUGGCGGUGGCACUGGAUACAACAUCGAAGCCAUGGCCUCUUUCGUCCCCGUCGACAAGUUCUUCGAUCAAGUUUACUUGGUCGAUCUCUCCCCUUCCCUCUGUGAAGUUGCUCGCCAGCGCUUUGAACGUCUUGGAUGGAAGAAUGUCACCGUUAUCUGUCAGGAUGCCCGGUCUUUCCGUCUCCCUGAGCGUCAGCUCGAUCCCAAAACCCCGACCGGUGCCAAGACCGAUCGCGUGGAUUUGAUUACCAUGAGCUACAGCUUGUCUAUGAUUCCUGACUAUUACAGCGUUGUUGACUCUUUGACCUCGCGCCUCAAGUCUACCGGUCUGCUGGGUGUUUGCGACUUCUAUGUCCAGAGCAUCGUCGAUGUUUCUACCCGCAACUACACCGGUGGUGCUUUCAACCGCCACGUCAACUGGCUUGGUCGAGUAUUCUGGCGCGCUUGGUUCGACUUUGACCGCGUCAGCCUGGAGGCUGCCCGACGUGACUAUCUCGAGUACAAGUUCGGAACUGUCAUUUCAGCUAGCGACCGCAACUACCUACUUGGUGGUAUUCCUUACUACAUCUUUGUUGGUUGUCCCAAGGAAUUUGCUUCUACUCCCACGGCCCAGAACACCAUCGAGAAGCUGGAUGCUUCAUUCACGGAAUCGCCCUAUCUGCUACCGGCCAACCAUCAGAAGGAGAUGGAAAAAGCAGUCGAGAAGAGCUCGAAUGAGAUCCGGUCCAAGGCAUACGAAUCGGCCGUGAUCAAUCUGAGUGCCAACCUGCCCCUGCCUUCGUCUUUCUACCAGAACCACCACUACCGUAUCCACUACAAUGACAUGCUGCCCAAGCACACUCAGUUCCAGAAUGAAUACAUCUACGCCUUUACGUGGGAAGACCCCCGCGUAGACCACCGUCUCUUGAACAUCGGCUCUGAUGACGUUAUCCUGGCUAUCACCAGUGCCGGCGACAACAUCCUGGACUACCUUCAGAAGAACCCUCGACGUGUCCACGCCGUGGACCUCAACCCGAACCAGAACCACCUUCUCGAGUUGAAGGUGGCCAGCUACACCGCACUGGGACACCGGGAUAUGUGGAAGAUAUUUGGUGACGGCAAGCACGCACAAUUCCGUGAGCUGCUCAUUACCAAAUUGAGCCCCCAUCUGUCCAGCCAGGCCUUCCAGUACUGGCUUGAGCACACCCAUGUUUUCACCUCAACUUCUGGCAAAGGCCUGUAUGAGACCGGAGGCUCUCGCCAUGCCAUUCGCAUGGUGCGUUAUUUGUUCAACAUCUUCGGACUCCAGGGUGAGGUGCAAAAGAUGUGUGAGGCCCAGACUCUGGCCGAGCAGCGGGAGAUCUGGCCUCGUAUUCGCAAGGUCCUUCUGAGCAAACCUCUCAACUGGGCCAUCGUGAGUACUGAGUGGUUCGCCUGGAAGGCGGCUGGUGUUCCGCGCAACCAGCGCAAUAUGAUCGUCGAUGACUUCUUCAUCCGCAACGGUCUGACUUCGGACAUGAAGCGCAGCAAAGAUAUUAGCGGCCAGUCAAUCUGGGAAUACGUUGUGAACACCCUGGACCCUGUCGUCAAGGAAACUCUUAUCAGCAACGACAACUACUUCUACUACCUGUGCAUGCAGGGCAAGUUCUCUCGACGAUGCCACCCCAGCUAUCUGUCUCCCCAAGCACACGUUAAGCUCUCUACCCCCGGUGCCUUCGAUGGCCUUCGCAUCCACACCGAUGAGAUCAACGAGGUCAUCAACCGCAUCACCCCUGGUACAUUGACUAUUGCAGUGGUCAUGGACUCAAUGGACUGGUUUGACCCCACCGAGGACGCCGCUUCAGAACAAGCUCGUCGGUUCAAUCAUGCUCUCAAGAAGGGUGGCCGCAUCCUUCUUCGCUCCGCUAGUAUCGAGCCUUGGUACAUUAAGCACUUUGAAGCAAACGGCUUCGUAGCCCGUCGCGUGGGUGCCCGUUUCCCCGGUACUUGCAUUGACCGUGUCAACAUGUAUGCUUCAACUUGGAUCUGCACCAAGCAAGAAGACGUCGUCCGCCCUAAGAACGGACGCACAAUGUCUGUCCUGUCCCUCGGUGACAGUGCAAUCGAAAUGACCAAGCGGUCGAACAGCGUCGAGGAUUUGAAGAUUUAA